Aspergillus uvarum CBS 121591 is the source of this 3492-nucleotide messenger RNA. RefSeq lists its product as uncharacterized. The record is from RefSeq and is a predicted model, not a curated record. The coding region runs from base 1 to 3492 and encodes 1163 amino acids. Gene Ontology annotation, molecular function: ADP binding. The transcript has 5 exons. Lineage: Eukaryota; Fungi; Ascomycota; Eurotiomycetes; Eurotiales; Aspergillaceae.
AUGACAUCGCUCCUGGAUGAGAUCAUCGCCAGUCUGCAGUCCCAGCCGGAACCGCCGACUGGACAAAUCCAGACAAUGUACGUGGAGAAGAUCCGGUCUGCAUUUCCUCACGGGGCAGACACAAAAGGACAUCUGACGAUCCUGGUCGGCGCGGGGGCUUCAAUCGGUGCCGUUCAGGCAAGUGAGCUCACCAGCGUCAGCGAGUCCGACAAACAGAAGACCCUGAGCGGACUCAGCUGGGCGGGGCUUCUUCAUGACGGCCUCCUCUAUCUCAAGGAGAAUCACGAGCGAUCCUUUGAUGCAUACGAACAGGCGGAGCUACACAUGUAUACCAAGAUCCUCGAAAGGGUCCUGGGCGGUGCCCCUGCCUCAAUCGGCACUCUACUACGGGCCGCUGCUUUCCUCAAAGCAAAGCUCACUGACCGCGGAAAGUUGGUCGAAUGGCUGGAUACUCGGUUUGCCAAGCUUUAUGACAAGUGGGUGGGUGACCGUCCAAAUCGACUUCUCGAUGCCAUCCGCGAGCUAUCCGACACCGGAGCCAGAAUAAUGACCACCAAUUACGAUGACUUGCUGAGCCGACAUUGUCACGCACAAUCGAUCGUUGCUGCUCAGGCAGGGGAGAUGCAACGAUUCUUCCAGCGGUCGGAUGAGAAAAAACGCAUCCUGCAUAUUCACGGAUUGUGGAGUGAACCAGCUGGGGCCGUGCUUGAUGGUGUGGAUUAUUCCCGCGUCAUCCAGGACGAUCGGCUCAAGAGCUUCUUACAAGCCUGUUUCACGAGUGAUGAGGUUGUCCUCUUUCUAGGAACAGGGAGUGGGUUGAAUGACCCCAACCUUGGCCGGCUUCUAGACUGGGCCAGUGAUAUGUUGCAUCCAGGUCCCAAUGGGCACUUCAUUCUACUUCGAGACGAAGAAGAGAACGAGAGACUAUUCCUCAACGACCUGAGAUAUGGACCCGAAUAUGGAAGCCUUCCUCCGUUCCUUGGCACGCUGAAGAGGGAGAAGAGUCAGAACCAAUCGACGGCGAUACCUUGGCAGUUUCCUGAGGUGUUCCCCUUCAACAAACGCCGCUUUGUUCCGCGAGAAGCACUGCAAACCCAGAUCGAGGAACAGCUCAACGUCAUGAAUGAGCCGAGAGUAUGUGCGUUGCAGGGUAUGGGUGGCAUCGGAAAGACUGAGAUGGCACGCAACGUGGCGCUGGCUUUCAAAGACAAAUGCCAUGUCUUCUGGAUUGAUUGUCGCACACGGACGGGAAUGGACGAGGACUUCCUCGCCAUAGGGCCAGCCCUGAAUCUGGGUACUGGGUUCUGUGACUUUCGCAAUAUCAAGAAUACCAUAGCCAGUCGGGAUGACUGGAUAAUGAUCAUGGACAACGUGGACGAUAAUGAAACUCUGAUCCAUUUGCAGAUGAACAUGAUACCGUCUCCUGUACGAGGGCGCAUUCUGCUCACAGGAAGGGUCACCACAAUCGGAAAUGUCAAGGAUGCUCCAGCACUCAGAUUCCCAAUUAUGAGCGCCACCGAAGCGGAGGCCCUUUUGAGGAAACUGAUGCUAUCUUCGCCGGUUUCAGAGCAAGAAGCACACAAGCUGGUCGAGGUGCUCAAAUACCUCCCCUUGGCUAUUGAGCAGGCGGGUUGUUACAUUCGAGCCACGGGUAGGUCGAUUCAGAACUAUAUGAAGCUGUACGAGGACGAAGGCAUGAAGCCCGUGCUGUUGGCAUGUCGAGUAGCGGACCCCAACGUGCUUCCCAUACUUUCCACCUUCGCAAUGUCUUACCAGAGCCUGUCCUCGGAUGCGCAAAUGUUGCUCAAAGUCCUCGCUUUGAUCGGCCCCGGUGGUGUCAGCGACGAUUUCUUACAACGGUCUGCAGACACGCACCCAUUGGAAAGUUCGCUGGCAAGCUAUUUGAUUCAUGACCACCCCGACACCCCCUUACCGCAGGACCUUUCUUCUCUCCUGAGCAAAUCCCAUCGUCGUGAGGUUGCCAUCGAUUCUCUGGUGGAAGUCGCCCUGCUGCAGCGGGUCGACACAAGACUGAUAAUGCACCCUAUGCAGCUUGAAUGGCUCAAAGCCACCUAUUUGGAGCCCGCUCGGGACAGCAUCUCUCUGCUUGUCUUAGCCAUGGUUGCAAACUUUUUUGCAAGUAUGACCGACCGGGAAUUUGUCCUCCGAAGUAGCUAUGUUUAUUACGCCCGGACAUGCAUUGAGAUCCUCUCCAAGUCUUACACCAACGCACUCGAUGAAGUGACACUGGCGAGGUUGUGCUUCUAUCUGGGCCGAGUCUUCUGGCUCGUCCGGGACGACGUAGCGGCUGCUUAUUUGUAUGAACGCGCCCUGGCAGGAAGUCUGGCGUCGUUGCAACAACCCCACAUCCUAACCUUCUGGACUCGAAAGAAUCUCGGAUUGAUUUAUAUGGAGCACGGUUUUUUCAAGAGUGCCUAUGAGCAAUUGAAAGACGCGUCAAGCCUUCUGCCUGGGAGCUUUGAGAGAGAUCCACUUCCUGAAGCUAUCCUUGUCAGCAAUGCCGGGCGUGUAGCGAGAGAUAAAGUAAGAUCUUCACCACACGGUAAGAUACCAGCCGCGGACUCUUUUCUGGCCUCUUUCCAUACCGAAUCCCAGGCAACGGCAUAUAAAUUGUUGAUGUCCAGCAUUGACAAGAAUGUCGAGCAAGCAAUGGCACGAAACAUGCUCUGGGCAACCGAACCAUCAUCUCUCCCUAUCAGCCGCACGUACGAUUCGGGCUGCCGAUUCUGUCAUGGGGACGAAACAAGGUUGCUGGACCGGGUGAAGCGCAUGUUCCGAGACUCGGAACGUCUUAACCUUGAAAGAUCACUGUGUGCAGUUGAGGUUCACUUGCAAGCAAUAUAUCGCAUCUUACUGGGAGAUGCUUUCGGAGCUGCUUCGCUGUGCCAUCGUGCUGCCAGCAGCGAUUGGAAAAGAAAUGCGGCACAUACGAUUCCCUCCUAUAGCUGGGCCCAAAGGAUGCUCUUCAAAGUCGCCACUUGUGGUGUUCAUACGCGUGUAUUCGAGACCUAUGGGGGCACUGUGUCGCCUGCCUCGGCAAAACUAAGUGAGGUGUUGCUUGAGUGCAGGAUGAGGAAGGACCCAUUUGUCGGAGGUUUUGUCACGCAUUCCUGGAACGGUUUGAUAGAACCCGCCUCCACGAAAGGCCUUGCAGCACUUCUAGACGAGUUCAUCCACCGUGGCACAUUUCUCGGGGAGCUCACACCCUUGUGGAGCCAUUGCCAAUGGUCGAGCUCAUCUUUCCGGACAGGUCUGGCUCCAGUAGCAGACUACGAGUCAGAAGAGGCCAUUGCUGCCUCGUACUUCUACAUGAUAUUCAUCCUGGCAUAUCUGCUUGUAGGACAAAGUCAUCGCGCACUGGAAAUCUUUUGUGAGAAGAUUUUUGAGCCGCAGCAGACGGCCGAGGUCUGUGAAAACAGGCAGUCCCUGGUGGAUAAGCUCCAGAACGUGCGCCAGGUCGAGAAGGUCUAG